AUGGCGCCCAAGGCGGAGAAGAAGCCCACGGCGAAGAAGCCGGCGGAGGAGGAGCUCGCGGCGGAGAAGGCACCGGCCGGGAAGAAGCCCAAGGCGGAGAAGCGGCUCCCCGCGCAAGGGCGGGAGGGCGGCGGUGAGGGGAAGAAGGGCAGGAAGAAGGCGAAGAAGAGCGUGGAGACGUACAAGAUCUACAUCUUCAAGGUGCUGAAGCAGGUGCACCCGGACAUCGGCAUCUCCUCCAAUGCCAUGUCCAUCAUGAACUCGUUCAUCAACGACAUCUUCGAGAAGCUGGCGGGCGAGGCGGCCAAGCUCGCACGCUACAACAAGAAGCCCACCAUCACCUCCCACGAGAUCCAGAACUCCGUGCGCUUCGUCCUCUCCGGGGAGCUUGCCAAGCACGCCGUCUCCAAGGGCACCAAGUCCGUCACCAAGUUCACCUUCUCCUAG
This is a messenger RNA of Panicum virgatum (switchgrass), 447 nucleotides long. Its product is annotated as histone H2B.2-like. Bases 1 to 447 code for a protein of 148 amino acids. Gene Ontology annotation, molecular function: protein heterodimerization activity; DNA binding; structural constituent of chromatin. Gene Ontology annotation, biological process: nucleosome assembly. Gene Ontology annotation, cellular component: nucleosome. Lineage: Eukaryota; Viridiplantae; Streptophyta; Magnoliopsida; Poales; Poaceae. The transcript has 2 exons. The record is from RefSeq and is a predicted model, not a curated record.